AUCUUAACUUCACUUCAUAGUACACCACCACUACACUAUCAAACAAACACACCCUUGUAAUAAAGAUAGCAAAAUGGCCCGCGCAAUUGGCAAAAUGUCCUGGGAAAAAUACGCUCUAUGCCCAGUCCAAAACGCACCUCCAGCCACACUCCCCAUCUUCAUCUACGGUACGGCCUGGAAGAAAGACCGCACGGCGGAUCUAGUCCAUCAGGCCCUGCAGUCUGGGUUCCGUGCGGUGGAUACGGCUGCCCAGCCGAAGCAUUACCGGGAGGACUUGGUGGGAGAAGGCAUCCGCAGAGCUAUUCAAGACGGCUCAGUCCGACGAGAGGACCUGCAUAUUCAAACCAAGUUUACUUCGGUGCAGGGACAGGAUCCCGAGAAUAUGCCGUAUGAUCCCAGGAUUUCGGUGACGGAGCAGGCGCAUGCGUCUAUCAAGUCCUCGCUGCAUAAUCUCCGGCCAUCUGCAGGACCGGAGAGUGUGGACGAUGCAUACAUUGACAUGCUCGUUUUGCAUUCUCCCCUGUCGACGUUGGCGCAGACCAUCGAAGCCUGGAAGGCGUUUGAGUCUUACGUCCCCCAUCGCAUCCGCAAUCUAGGUAUCUCCAACUGCACCUUACCCGUACUCAAGGAACUUUCGUCCCAGGUCAACGUACCACCAGCAGUCGUGCAGAACCGAUUCUACAGUAUGACAGGUUUUGAUGUCCCGCUGCGCGCGUUCUGUCGGGAAAAUGACAUCUUGUAUCAGAGUUUCUGGACUCUAACCGCCAACCCGGAACUCGCUCGCAGCAACCCUGUCCAGCAACUUGCCUUGCAGGCCAAGAUCGGCCCGGCUGCCGCUUUGUACUGUCUGGUUCUGGGACUAGGGAAAACCACGCUGCUGAACGGGACGACAAACAAAGAUCACAUGGUUGCGGAUCUGGUUGCGCCUCAGCAUGUCGAGAAGUUCAUCGAGGAGCAGCCUGCCUUGUGGUCUAAGAUCAUUGAAGGGUUUCAAGGGCUGGUUGGAGAUUCCUCGUAAUCCCACUCUUUCUCACUGAGUCUUGAGCUUCGGAGAAUUCUAUCUGACCGGCACCAGCCCCCAUACUCAGCACCGUAUAUUUAUUUUGUUAGCGGUCAAGGUAGUCGAAUCGCAAAGACCUAGGUCGAAUCCUAGGGAAGUUUCUAGAAGACUAGAAGCCUAGCACCGGACCACGUUGGUUUGUUCAUAGGUAACAAGAUACCGGCGCGUCGGGAGAACCAAGAAUUGAGAAAAAGUCAACUGUAGAUAAAGUACGCUUGGUGUGAGAAGUACCCUGUAGAGGUACAUGUAAAUAGUUGUUUGUUGACAUCA
Messenger RNA from Aspergillus glaucus CBS 516.65, 1330 nucleotides. Its product is annotated as putative aldo-keto reductase (AKR). The record is from RefSeq and is a predicted model, not a curated record. The transcript is spliced from 2 exons. Gene Ontology annotation, cellular component: cytosol. The coding region runs from base 74 to 1018 and encodes 314 amino acids. Gene Ontology annotation, molecular function: aldose reductase (NADPH) activity. Lineage: Eukaryota; Fungi; Ascomycota; Eurotiomycetes; Eurotiales; Aspergillaceae.